ACGUCGUGCCCACACGAUCCCGGUGUGUGUCCCGGAGGCCGGCGUGGGACCCGCCAUCGCGGCGGCGGGCGCAGCGUGGCCUUCGGGCGCCGGCGGAGCAGCGCUCGGCGGCGGCCGCUCCUGGUCAGACAUGGCUGCGUACAAGCCGGUGGUGGUUCAGGCGUUCCCCAAGCUCGGGGAGAAGAUUACGCAGGACACGCUGUACUGGCGGGGCUACAAGACACCUGUUCAGAUAAAGGAAUUUGGUGCAGUAAAUAAAAUCCACUUCUCCCCAGUUCCUCCAUAUAACUAUGCUGUCACAGCCUCCUCAAGGAUCCACAUUUAUGGCCGCUACUCUCAGGAGCCAAUCAAAACGUUUUCUCGGUUCAAAGAUGCUGCUUAUUGUGCCACAUACCGUGAUGAUGGCAAUCUACUUGUGGCUGGCAGCGAGGAGGGUAGCAUUCGCCUCUUUGACGUUGGUGGAAGAGCACCACUGAGACAAUUCGAUGGUCCUACUAAAGCUGUUCAUGUAGUGGGCUUCCUGUCUGAUAAAUACCGAAUAUUUUCUGGUGGUGAUGAUUAUUCGUCAAGUUUGUGGGAUAUUCCAAAUGGUACAGAAAUCAUCUCAUACAAUGAACAUACUGACUACGUGAGAUGCGGCUGUGCAAGUAAAGUGAAUGCAGAUGUCUUCAUAACAGGUUCCUAUGAUCACACCGUGAAACUAUUUGAUGCACGAACAAAAAGUAGUGUCAUGACAAUAGAACAUGGCCACCCUGUGGAGAGUGUGCUUCUAUUCCAGUCUGGUGGACUUCUAGUAUCGGCAGGCGGUCGAUAUGUCAAAGUUUGGGAUAUACUAAAAGGCGGACAGUUACUAGUUUCACUUAAAAAUCACCAUAAAACUGUAACUUGUUUAUGCCUGAAUAGCUCUGGCCAGAGGUUAUUGUCAGGAUCCUUGGACAGGCAUGUGAAGAUUUACAGUACUACUUCCUACAAAGUAGUCCACAGCUUUAACUAUGCAACGUCCAUCCUCAGUCUUGCAUUGUCGCCUGAAGAUGAAACCAUAGUCGUAGGCAUGACCAAUGGAGUGCUAAACGUUAAACACAGAAAGCCUGAAGAAAGGAAAGAAGAGUCUCAAAAGAAGAGACAACCAGCAUAUAGAACCCAUGUGAAAGGAAGAACUUACAUGCCAAAACAGGAAGAUUUCUGUGUCAGUAAACCAGUAAAACGUGUUUUGAGGAAAUACGACAAGCUGCUGAAGAGCUUUCAGUCUUCCAAGGCCCUCGAUGCAGUACUGGAGCCACCCAUCAGGCUUCAUACUCCUGAAGUUACGGUUGCAGUCAUGCAGGAACUGCAUCGCAGAGGAACACUGAGGAGUGCACUUGCAGGCCGAGACGAGAAGCAAAUUAAUCUCCUUCUUACCUUUGUGGCAAGACGUGUCAUUGAGCCUAGAUUUACUCCUGUACUGGUAACUGUUGCAGAUAUGAUCACUGACAUUUAUCAGCCUGUGGUUGGGCAAUCGGCAAUUGUCGAUAGACAGUUCUUGAAACUUCAAGAAGCCAUAGGAAAAGAAAUCGACUAUCAAGAAGAGCUACUAGAAGUUUUGGGAAUGAUGGAUACACUGUUUGCUACUUUUACUAAGAAAAGUGCUACUUAUCCAGAAGAGAACAAAAGUAAUGGUCUAACAGAGACCAUUGAAACAAAUAUGAAUAAUUGACUGACAACCAUCAGAACAAAUUUCACAAAAAUAUUGUGGACUUGAAAUACAUGACCUGUUCUUCUGGUGACUUUUUAUAAUCAUGACUCUCAAAAUAAGCCCUCUGUGUUGAAGGUCUGUCUUCUAAACUGUGUUUCCGAAUAGGUUGAAUUACUGAAGACAGAGAAAGAAGGACUUUUUCAAAAUUUUCCAUGCAAUAUUUUUCAAACAAUUGAAAUUUAAAGUUUUAUCCCAAAGUUGUAUGUAACUUUUAAAGAAUGUUUUGUGCAUACAAUAGUCAUUAUUUGAUUUAGAAAACAAUUUUUCAUUUUUAUUUACUAAAAUAUAAUUGCAGUUUGCCUAAUUUUAAUGUGUCAUUGCCCUUAUUUAAGGUUAAAUCCCAUCUCACGUACUUGGACAUAGGAAUAGAACCAUGUACGUAUUUGAUAAAACUUGACUACUUUGCUUUUUCUCUCCUUUCAUCUCUAUUUCAGACUUCCACAAAUUCCUAGGAAACAGCAAAAUGACUAAACAAAAUAAGUCAGUUAUUUUUUGUUUUGUUUAGUAUAAUAGAAUAAAUAUGCUUAUGUAUAUUUUUUAAAAGUUCCGUUUUUUAAACAAUGCGUAUACAUUUAUGAAUUAUAAUUCUCUAGAAAAUAUAUGUUUCCUACUUCUAAAGGGAAAUUAAUUCAAAUUAAAUUAAUGUAGUGCAUAAGUAAACUGUACACCAGUGACAAAAGCCUCAGUCAAGUAAAAUAACUAAUUUUUAAUGUAAUUUUAUCACUUUCAUUGUACAGUAGAUGGAAUUUGAGUCUACAUUGUUAUCAAUAUGUAUUUGAAUGCUGGGGUAAUGUUUUAUUUUAACUUCAAGCAAGGCUGAAGGAGGAUGGUAUACUUCAGAAAGAUGGAUGUGCCAAAGCCUGCUCAACACAUGUAGGGUGACAGUACGAUAGAACUUCGUACUUAGUUGGUUUCCUGUGACUUGCAUUUUCCCCCUUUGCUUGGAAUUUAUUUGAGAUAUAAUAUUAAUUUCCUGCAAAAGGAAUUUGCUUUAGUUUGGCAGUGAGAGAUGAAUGUCAGUGGUAGAAAUAACAUGAGCAACUUUGCAACCUAUAAUCUUAACAAUCUCUGAAGAGUGUAGAACAGUAUCUGAUCUACCCUUAAAGUAAUAUGUCAGCAAUAUAUGUUCCUGGCUACUGGGAUGUCCUGGUUUUGAAAACUUAGUACAAUAAUAGGUAAUAAUGAGGAGCAUGUUCAUGCAAAUUUUAAACUUCCAGUUUCCUUGCUGCUUACUUUUUUUAUUGUAUUUCUGCUAAUAGACCUGUCCUUUCUUUUAUCUCUUAGGAAGUCUGUGUGUUACUUUUAAUUGUGUAACUUAAUCAGGCAAUCUCUCUUAGGAGACUUCACACAGAAUGAGUAUUCCAUGACUCUUCAGUAGUGCUCGGAGUUGAAGGUGGAUAUUUCUCUUGGCAACCUGGAGUUCCAUGGCUUGAGAACCACUGACCUUGAUGUCAAAUAUAUUCUUAGUUCUUAUUAACAAUA
Columba livia (rock pigeon) is the source of this 3214-nucleotide messenger RNA. It is a transcript of the gene UTP15, whose product is annotated as UTP15 small subunit processome component. Gene Ontology annotation, molecular function: protein binding. The record is from RefSeq and is a predicted model, not a curated record. Gene Ontology annotation, cellular component: nucleolus. Gene Ontology annotation, biological process: positive regulation of transcription by RNA polymerase I; rRNA processing. The transcript is spliced from 12 exons. The coding region runs from base 131 to 1693 and encodes 520 amino acids. Lineage: Eukaryota; Metazoa; Chordata; Aves; Columbiformes; Columbidae.